Messenger RNA from Trichosporon asahii var. asahii CBS 2479, 477 nucleotides. RefSeq lists its product as uncharacterized. Bases 1 to 477 code for a protein of 158 amino acids. The record is from RefSeq and is a predicted model, not a curated record. The transcript has 2 exons. Lineage: Eukaryota; Fungi; Basidiomycota; Tremellomycetes; Trichosporonales; Trichosporonaceae.
AUGCCCAACAGCGACAAGACCGAGAAGGCGGAUUCCCCCGAGCCCAAGCCCGUCAAGUACGACCCCGCAACCGACCCGGCAAGAACGCUCUACGAGCGACGCGUGUACCCAUCCCUCGCCGAGAUCGAUCUCUCCUUCCUCCAAAACCAGCCUCCAUUUAGCCUGGCCUUGCUGCGCGAGAAUGCGCGCAAGCAGGAGGAGGAGGAAGCCAAGGCUCACCGAUGGAUCGAGAACGGCAUCGCCUACGUCAACCGCGAGAAGGACCGGAUUGCCGGCAACGAGGUGCGGAUCAAGGCGCAUCUCCAGAGGCGUGUGCGGGAGUAUGCCGAGGCGCUGCUGGCCGUGCUGGCCGAGGAGUCACCCAGGCCCGAGCCAGGCAAGCCCGGCAAAGCCAGGCUGAGCGACCACCAGGCCAUUUGGUGGUCCGACGGCCUGCUCCAGAUCUCCGCAGCCCUCUUCCGCGAGCGCGAACUGUGA